Messenger RNA from Aspergillus mulundensis, 966 nucleotides. RefSeq lists its product as uncharacterized. NCBI's taxonomy places the organism in Eukaryota, Fungi, Ascomycota, Eurotiomycetes, Eurotiales, Aspergillaceae. The record is from RefSeq and is a predicted model, not a curated record. The transcript has 4 exons. The coding region runs from base 1 to 966 and encodes 321 amino acids.
AUGUCGGCGACAACACCCGAAUCGUCCACUCCACAGCAGCAGGGGGAGGACCAGGAGGCGGCGCACACCUUCGACUACCAGCAGAUGAGAGAUGAUCCUGGAAAAUAUGUUGGCUAUCGCGGAUACGGAUACUUUGUUUCGUCGACCGAUGACUUCGGCCAGUACAGAAGCUUUGACGCUCUAAACGCAACUGUCAUGCUGCGUCAACAAGCUGAGAUCGCGAAGAUCGAACAAGACCUCGAAACCCGGGAACGCCAGCUUCGUUCUCCUGAUCGCGCAGUGCACAAUGGUACAUUCCUAAAGAAUCCAGAUGAGGAACGCAUGCGCCUGCUGGACGAGGCCCAGGCCAAGCUCGAGCAGUACUACCGGUACACCCAUAGCUACGUCCAAUUCAAGCAAGGCACAUCGACUACGGAGCGCGAACGGGACAACUUGAAACGCUGGCACGGAUGCAACAAAAACGCGAUCGACCAGGAUGAGAAGAAGUACAUCCACAAGGAGGACCUUCACCGGAUUCUCCCCAAGGCGAUUGACCCGGUGCGGGACAUCCUGCUUGGGUGGAAGUACUUCAGGAAGUUGCCCUUCUGGAAGAGCCCCGCGAAGGAAGAAUUGCCCUACUUCGCCGACCCAGACAACGAAACGGUAGCGUCGACCGAGGACGAAUUGCCCAUCGAGAACCAAUUACCCUACUACAUCAGCCCCGGCCGCGUAACGGUCGCGCCGACCGAGAAAGUCGACAGAAUGGCCAAGCUGGUGACGGCCACCAUGGGGAUGGUGCUCAUCCUGGGUCCUAUCUGGACCCUGGCCUACAUCACAGAGCUGCACUUCCGGCUUCUAGUUGUUUCCAUUGCUAUCUCGGCCUUCGCAUACUUCCUGGCUCAUCUUCACCCGGAACCGUCGUAUGACGUGUUUCCGCCUACCGGAGGGUAUGCCGCGGUGCUCAUGGUUUACCUGUCGGCAACAUAG